CAUAGCUAGCUUAUAUUAGCUUGCUUCACAAUAAUAUAUAUAGAUAUAUAUAAAUACGUGUAGAGAGAGAGAGAGAGAGAGAUGGGAAGAGCACCUUGUUGUGAUAAGGCAAAUGUGAAGAAAGGGCCUUGGGCUCCUGAAGAAGAUGCAAAGCUCAAAGCUUUCAUUGAGAAAUUUGGAACUGGUGGAAAUUGGAUUGCUCUCCCUCAAAAAGCUGGACUAAAGAGAUGUGGGAAGAGCUGCAGACUGAGAUGGCUAAAUUAUCUGAGGCCAAACAUAAAGCAUGGAGAUUUCACUGAUCAAGAAGAUAGAAUUAUUUGCACCUUGUAUGCCACCAUUGGAAGCAGGUGGUCAAUAAUAGCAGGACAAUUACCAGGAAGGACAGACAAUGAUAUCAAGAACUACUGGAAUACCAAGCUCAAGAAGAAAAUUAUGGGAAUGAUGAUUUUCCCUUCCCCUCCUCCUUAUACCAAGAGAAAAUUAUCCUCAUCAUCUUUCUUUUCUUCUCCAACAAAUAAUAAUAAUAAUAAUAAUAAUAAUAAUAAUAAUGCUCCUCCCGCCCAAACUACCCUUGUCCCCUUUCUUCAACCACCAUUACCCCCUCAACAAUCACUAUUCUCAUUUUACCCCCAAAUCCCCCCCACCCUUGAGCCCCUCCCUCCCAUCCAUAACAACCCUAGCUUCCCCUUCCACGACGACGACGACAACAACAACAACGUCAGUAUUUGCCUCGGAGGCCCUCCGCUUAGUUGCAAUUUCCACGACGCCCCGAACCCGGGCUUCUCGAUGACCUCCGUGUUCGCCGGAGCGACGACCGAGGCGAGCGGCGGGUCGUCCUCCUCCUCCUCGACCGCGGCGGCCGCUGACAUCAUCAAGCGGGAAUCCGACGACCUGUUGGCGGGCUGUUUCCUACAAGGGGACAACGACAUUGUCGUCCCCGGAGGUCUGUUCGAGGACCAGCACAAGCUGUUCUUCCACGACUGCGGCGGCCGUCAUCUGCCGUCCGCCGCCGCCUCCGACGAGGAGUCGCCGCACGGUUGUUUCCGGGACGGCGGCGGGUUGUUUCCUCUGAUGAACAGUGAUAACGACGGUGGCAGUGCAGCGGCGAGCGGCGGUUAUUAUAAUGAUGGGAGGCAUGAAAUAGUAAUAAAUAACAGUGAUGAGAACAAUGAGGGUUUCUAUGUAUUCAAUGUUGAUGAUGACAAGGGGAUGUACUACUUCAACUAAAACUGAGUUUCUGGGCAGUAGAAACUGGCAAAUUUCUCUACUUCUUUUUUAUAUUUUUAUAAAUCUUUAGCCCAUUUGUUUUGGUGGCCCAUACUGUGUGGCUAUUAACAAAAAAAAAGGAAGGGAUAAGGCAGCAUGUGGCAGUAGCUACGCAAGAGAAAAAAAAAAAAAAGAGGCAGUAGCAAAAACGCAGGAAAGAGGGAGAAAAACAGAUUUCUCGCCACACAGUGCAGCAGCCACUUUUCACCUCCGGAUCGAAGGCCAAACGAAGUCCGAUCGUGCUCAAAUUUUAGUAUGUUGUUCCUCACAUACUCCUCUUCAAAUCCAACGGUCAGAUUCUCAUUUUGAUGCCCGGAAGGUUGUUUUCUGGCUGCGUUUUCAGACCUGCGUUUUUUUGGGAGUUUUUACUCCAUUUUAUGUUGAAUUGUUGAUUGUUGUUGUUCCAAGGUUGCUCCUUG
Cuscuta campestris is the source of this 1685-nucleotide messenger RNA. NCBI's taxonomy places the organism in Eukaryota, Viridiplantae, Streptophyta, Magnoliopsida, Solanales, Convolvulaceae. The record is from the annotation of a GenBank genome assembly.